Messenger RNA from Oppiella nova, 327 nucleotides. NCBI's taxonomy places the organism in Eukaryota, Metazoa, Arthropoda, Arachnida, Sarcoptiformes, Oppiidae. The record is from the annotation of a GenBank genome assembly.
AACUCCUAAACUAAAAUGAAACUUCUGAUUUUCACAUUCAUAGCACUGAUAGCCGCUGUUUAUGCCAUUGAAGACUAUACCAUACAAUCCCCUCAUGGAUCCACUCGUGUAUAUCAGGAGCGUGUGGUCAGCCCUCUCUGGAACCAAUGGAAUGCAAACGCCAGGGCACUGACGGGUUGGUCACAUUUGCCCGCUUAUGGUGGUUAUGGAUAUGGAAAUGGAUUAGGAUAUGGAAAUGGAUUAGGAUAUGGUCGACAAUAUGAUGCAUACGGUCCAGGACUUCAAUACCCAGGAUUAGACCAAUGGGGCUGGACGUAUCAGAUAUAA